Messenger RNA from Panicum virgatum (switchgrass), 1651 nucleotides. RefSeq names its product BTB/POZ and MATH domain-containing protein 1-like. The transcript has 2 exons. Lineage: Eukaryota; Viridiplantae; Streptophyta; Magnoliopsida; Poales; Poaceae. The coding region runs from base 95 to 1192 and encodes 365 amino acids. Gene Ontology annotation, molecular function: protein binding. Gene Ontology annotation, biological process: protein ubiquitination. The record is from RefSeq and is a predicted model, not a curated record.
CGCCGCCGUCUUCUCCGGCAUCUUCCCAAGGCCUCGCGCUCGCCGCCCGUCGCGUCGAAUCUUUCCCCUCCGGCCAUCCGCCUCCGACGCAUCGAUGCCUCGCCACACGACGGUUUCUACGUGCACGGCUGAGACGGAGCACGGUGACCAUGUCUUUGAGAUAUUUGAUUACAGCCAGCACAGGGGCAUGGGCAACGGAGAGUACAUCAGGUCCGGCGUCUUCUCCGUCGGCGGCUACGACUGGGCCAUCCGCUUCUACCCCGACGGAUUCAGUGGGAUCAGCAAAGAUUACAUCUCAGUUUAUCUCGAGCUCCUGAGCAAGGACACCAAAGUGCGAGCCAGCUGCGACCUGAGGCUGGUCGACCAGAGCACCGGUUUGUCGGCUUCAGUGACGCAGGAAGGGCCGAGGACAUUUGAUUCCGGUAAUUCUAGUAGGUUUUCGCCAAAUAAUGGCAAGUUCAUGAACAGGAGCAAGCUUGAGGCAUCUGGGUACAUCCAUGGUAAUCACCUCACAAUCCACUGCAUUGUCACUGUCAUCAAAGAUCCACGUGUUAGUGUAUCUAAAACAGAAUUGUUCAACAGAAUUGAGGUCUCAGAAUCCAACAUCACGGAGCAGCUUGGGAAUUUGUUGGAUUCAGAGGAGGCUACAGAUGUCACUUUUUGUGUUGGAGGAGAGACUUGCGCAGCACACCGGGUCUUGCUCGCAACACGGUCACCGGUUUUCAAAGCACAGCUGUAUGGGCCGAUGAGGGAGGCGAAGGAGCAGCUGGUGAUCAUAGAAGAUAUGCAACCUGCUGUGUUUAGGGCCCUGCUUCGUUUUAUCUACACUGAUUCUUUUCCUGACAUGGAUGACCUAGAGGGAGGCGCUAAUAGAGAAAUGAUCAGGCAUCUACUCGUGGCUGCUGACAGAUAUGCUGUGGACAGGCUGAAGUUGGUGUGUCAAAGCAUCCUUUGCAAGAAUAUUGAUGUGGAGACUGUGUCAGAUACAUUGGCAUUAGCUUAUCAGCAUAACUGUGACAGUCUUAAGGAUAUUUGCCUUGAAUUUAUCACCGGUCCUAAUGUGCUGGAUGCAGUGGUGGCAACUGAAGGUUUUAAAAAUCUCAAAGCAACCUGCCCGUCUGCUCUAGUAGAUGCAUUAGAGAAGUCAAUGAGGCCCCGUAAAGCACGCCGAGUCUAUUCAUCGUGCGCGUGAGUGCGCGAUGAGCUGUCGCAGAAGCCGUCCAUCCCGCCGUGCAAGUCUGCUGCUUUAUCCGUCUUUUUUCUCGAAGGCCCACUACGGUCCACAUUACGCAUGCAUGCGUGUGGCUGCUGAUAGAUAUGCUGUGGACAGGCUGAAUUUGGUAUGUCAAAGCAUCCUUUGCAAGAAUUGAUGCUUAAGAAGAAGAGAAGACUCAUUUGAGAAGCAUGUGUCGGCAGCUUGAAGGAUUGAUGCUGGAGCUGUUCUCAAAAGGGGGGGUGGAAUUUCAGGAACAGAGUGACGCUUUAGGAGUUGCAUGUCGUGUCUCCUGAACUCGUUUUCAGCUUUGUUCGGGGGUUUGAUGUAGCGUUUGCUUUGCAGCCUGUGUGCUGCAUUUCUUGUUUUGGCUAUGGACUCUCGCCUGUGAGAUGUCGAGGCCGGAUCUUCCUUAAUCUAAAAAAUCCUUUGCAAGAA